CAAUUUGGCGGCAUCUUCGCUGCAUCUUCUGCUUUUUUUGCUGCGCUUUUGUUGGUGUCUCGCGGCAAAAGACGCAAUCGAUGCCUGACGUUAGUCCUCGUGGCCAUGGGGCUGUGUGCCUGUGCGCACGCUGCCGCAACGGGUGCACCUACAGCGACGGCCACCACGGAGAAGCCGAAAGGAUUUUCGGCACGUUCCCUGGAGCUCAACUCCAACGGCGAUGAUGAUGAUGAAUUUGAGACACAGGCACAGACACAUUUGGCCUACCGCCAACCGCAGCAGCAGCAGCAGCGACAACUGUACGAGUACAGCGAGGAAGAUCAGGAGGAGGCGCCACGUCAGGUGUACGUCAAUCGCAACAAUGGCAAACAGCAGAGCAACUAUCUGAAGAAGCAGCCGCUGAGCGAGGAAAGCGAAGAGGAGGAAGAGGAAGUCGAAGAGCCCGAUCGUCUGUCCACGCUGCUCAGCAAAUCCUCGUUCAGCUGCACAGAUCGUAACUCCGGCUACUAUGCCGAUGAGUCGCUGAACUGUGAGGUCUUCCACUACUGCCAGGAGAGUCAGAAGCAUUCGUGGAUCUGCCCUGAGGGCUUUACUUUCCAUCAAAUCCAUUUGAUUUGCAUGCCCCCAUCGCACGACAACAUCUGCAAGCAGUCCUCUAAGUAUCAUAUUGUCAACGACUAUCUCUACAAGCCCAUCAAUCUGCAGGAGCAUCAGAGCAAGCCGAAUGUCACGCUGCGCUACUCUGAGCGCUAUUUCCCUGAGAACUAUUAUGAACACGAGCGUUACGACGAUGAGGAGGAGGAGCUUCCCGCGCCCCGUCCCCGCAUUCAACAUCAGCCUCAGCAGCAUCGCCAAGCGAUUGCCUAUCAGCCGCAGCCGCAGCCGCAGCCACAGCAUCAGCCUCAACCUCAGCAGCUGCAGCACGCGCCCCAAGUACGCGUCCAAUACCAACAGCAGCCUCAGCAACAGCAACAGCAGGUUGUUACACAGAUCAGACACCAGCAGCCGCAGCCCACAACUAUUGCCUAUAGGAAGCCAUUGCCCACGACAACCAUACAGCCACAGAUACAGCCACAGCUGCAAUUGCAUCAGCUGCAGCAUCAGCAUCAAAGACCGCAGACGUUGGCGCCCACAGUAACACCGGCGCCGUAUCGUUUCUUCACUGCUUCGCCGCUUCAGCAUCUGCAACAGCAUCAGCAGCAGGUCUAUCGUACUCCAGAAGAGAUUAACAUAUCGCUGCAGCAGCGCCGGCCUCAAGUGUUCAUUGCCUCAACAACGCCCCGCUAUUACGAGGACGAGUACCUGUACGAGCGAAGGAAGUGAACGUGAGAGCAAGAACAGCAGACCAGCUGACUAGCUG
Messenger RNA from Drosophila hydei, 1360 nucleotides. RefSeq names its product putative mediator of RNA polymerase II transcription subunit 26. The record is from RefSeq and is a predicted model, not a curated record. The transcript has 3 exons. Bases 106 to 1323 code for a protein of 405 amino acids. NCBI's taxonomy places the organism in Eukaryota, Metazoa, Arthropoda, Insecta, Diptera, Drosophilidae. Gene Ontology annotation, molecular function: chitin binding. Gene Ontology annotation, cellular component: extracellular region.